Molecule: messenger RNA, 1153 nt
Organism: Phanerochaete carnosa HHB-10118-sp
Lineage: Eukaryota; Fungi; Basidiomycota; Agaricomycetes; Polyporales; Phanerochaetaceae
Product: glycoside hydrolase family 16 protein
Exons: 5
Coding region: 36-959 (307 amino acids)
Biological process (GO): carbohydrate metabolic process; fungal-type cell wall organization
Cellular component (GO): fungal-type cell wall
Molecular function (GO): hydrolase activity, hydrolyzing O-glycosyl compounds; glycosyltransferase activity
Source: RefSeq, a predicted model, not a curated record
GCAAUCCACUCUACUCACACUCGCUGGACUCUUGUAUGCCAGAGCCGGUUUGCCAGGAUGCCAUUCACACCUUCCCGGACUUGUCUCGCAUCGUUAUGAACACGACGUAUUACGAUGGUAACGCGACUGAAUACGAUUGGACGCUCGACAAAGGUAGCAUUAUCAAUACCAACUCUUCUGGCGGUGAGCUUGCUCUGCUCCUCACCGAAACCAACGGUGGCACCCGGCUCUCAUCCACUCGCUAUUUGCACUACGGCACUAUCACUGCUCGACUCAAGACCGGUCGCUGGGGAGGUGUGGUUACCGCUUUUAUCACCAUGUCAGAUAUCAAAGACGAGAUCGACUGGGAGUUCCCCGGAAAUGCUACUACCGAGGGUCAGACGAACUAUUUCUGGCAAGGAAAUAUUCCUGCUUGGCCGGCGACUCACGGUGCCACUAUUGGCAACCUCAGCUUCCUGACUGAUACGUUCGAGACUUAUCACGAUUUUACUAUUGACUGGCAAAUUGACACCCUUACCUGGCUCAUCGACGGUCACAUCGUGCACCAGGUCGUGGCCUCCGACACCGUUGUGAACGGCACGUCCAACUACCCUAACACUCCUUCUCGUAUCCAGCUGAGCCUGUGGCCCGCGGGUAUCCCAUCUGAGCCCACGGGCACCGUCAGCUGGGCUGGCGGCAUGAUCAACUGGCAGGACCCUGACUAUCUCUCUGCCGGACACUUCUACGCGCUCAUCCAGGGCAUCAACGUGACCUGUCAUGACCCGGCGGCCGCCACCAACGACACCACCGGCUACGUGUACGGCACGAACCAGAGCGCGUUCACGCCCAGCGUCGCGUUCUCGAACGCGAGCACAAUCAACGCAGCGCGGGGCAUGAUGGCGGGUGCCGCAGGGCCUGUCGGCGUCUGGACCAUCGCGUGUGCGGUCGUGUUCUCGCUCGUUGGCACGAUGUCGGCCUGAGGCGACCUCCAGCUGGUCUAGUUGCAGAGACGACACGCCGUUUUGGCGGUCGGUCCUCUGCGACGCGGUCGCUUUAGUACGAACGUCUUGCUUAGGUGUUAUGUGCGGAUCUAAUGCACUGCGAGGUUCAGUGUCCACCUGUAGCAUUCAUGAACAAACUGUUAUUUUACGCUGUGGCAAUCCUGUCAUAUGCC